Molecule: messenger RNA, 1895 nt
Organism: Xylaria bambusicola
Lineage: Eukaryota; Fungi; Ascomycota; Sordariomycetes; Xylariales; Xylariaceae
Exons: 3
Coding region: 468-1550 (360 amino acids)
Source: RefSeq, a predicted model, not a curated record
GCUGUCACAACGGAGUAGGCAGGGCACUCUUAUUGCUCGUAUGAUGGACACGGUCUACCUAGUCUCCGAAACUUGUUCGGUAUUGAUCCCAUCGAACACUGAAGCGCCCGAUCACCCGCCAUCUUAUUCCCCGUCGUCCAUGAGUUAAACGAUACCCUCCUGAAUUCUCCCAAAGCUGGUCAAUAGUUGAACAAGUAUUAGCACCAAUAAGCCUUCUAAGGGACGAGACAUUGGUUCAGUUGAACUCUUCUUAAACCUCCUCAACUACCGACGCUAGCGGAAUCCUGUCAUCGACCAAAAUCAGAUCUCAUUCAUCGUAUACACUUACUCCGUACACUCAUCAGCCAUUCCUCAAAAUACUGGCCAUUCCUGGUAUGGCCUAGUUUCCGCGAUCUGACGCUCUACAAGGUUGAGCUUGCGAGAUUUCGACCACCUGGUGACGACUUUGCACAUUACACUCGUCUAAAAUGGCGGCGCUAACACCAGAGGAAAUCGAGUAUUACAAGGAGCACGCCAGCGACAACCAGCAAGGACGUCUCAUCGCAACCUACACAGUAGGCUUAUCUCUAGCCUACAUUUUCGUCGGUUUGCGUAUAUGGGCGCGCAAAGCUGAACGGACGUCGUUUGCAACUGAUGACUGGCUCAUCAUUGCAGCACUAUUACCUCUAACGGCCUUUGCCAUCGUAGGCUACCUCGCCGUCGCGUUUGGCGAAGGGAAGCACAUCAUCUUCGUCACCAACCCGGCCGGAUUCGCGCAAACCUUCGUCUCGGCUAUCGUGGCGUAUUCAAUAUGCGUUGUUUUGACUAAGAUAUCCAUCCUGUGCUUUUACUGCCGCCUCUUCUUCCCAAUUAAACAGCUUGUUUAUAUCUCCUGGGGCUUUGGUAUCUUCAUUGUGGCUUAUAACCUGGCACUCAUCUUCGUCACUGCCUUAGAGUGCAUUCCACUGUCUGCUUUGUGGACUGGAGAGCCGGCGAGGUGCUUUGAUACGGUACCGCCGUUUACUACUCUUGGUAUUGUUAAUGUUGUGACGGACGUUGGGAUUCUGGCAUUGCCAAUUCGCCAUAUCUUCUCGCUUCAUUUAUCCCUCACGCGACGCGUUCAAGUUUGCGGCAUCUUCCUACUGGGCGCCGUAGUGUGCGUUUUCGGUAUCAUACGUGUUGUCGCUCUCGCGCAAGCGCCACCGGGUGAUUCAAGUUAUAACCAGGUUGGAUCUGGCAUAUGGUCCUUUGCCGAAGUUUCUAUUGGUAUUGUGGCUGCCUGUCUACCGACCCUCGCAGUUCUAGCUACCAGAUCGCACCUCUCCAAAGUCUCGUCUUCCGUCGUCAACUUAUUGACCAGCACUUUUCGUCGCAAUCCUGGCGGUACCAACAACGAUACGAAGGCUAGUGGACGUAGCUUUCAUGAAACCCGAGACGAAGACAACGAAUAUGCCCAGUUAUCUGAGUGGUCCCUCCCGAGAGGCACAAGCGCCGACUCAAAACACCCCAUACAUCAGGCUAACAGCGAUGCGUCGCCAUUCGAUAUCAGCAGCCAUGUCGAGCGUGGCUAGUGAAGAUAGGACUGGCCCACAUGUAUAGUAUGUAUGAGCGUGCUGGUUCCUCUUUAAAUCAAAUAAAACAUAAUUUAUGCCGAAAUAGUUUCUAUUUGGACGUUGUACACCAGGGUUCUCGAGACCAUGGAGCAAGGAGAUAAUAGCAUGUAUAUAGUACCUAAGACAGAGUUUGAAUGCCUUCAGACCUCUGACCCUCUGGACCUCGUGCCGCAAUGAGAGUCUUGCUGUCUACUUCGUGCUACGUUCCUGACAUCUUAUUCACACAUAUUGAAGUGACUUCACUCUGACGUGGACCACACGUUGAGACUUCGUAUACUCCACGAGCAUCACACUCGGUUAUGC